AUGAAGUUCACCACUAUCGCACUCGCCGGCCUGGCUACCGUCGCCAUGGCCUCCCCUGCCGCUGAGGCCAACCCCGAGCCCGUCGCCGCACCUCAACCUGAGGCUGCUGCCGACCCUGCCUUCUCCUCUUGGGGCAAGAAGUACCACCCCAAGAUCUGGAACGGAUGGGGUGAUGCUCCUGGACAGGUCUACCGCCGUGAGGCCGACCCCGCUUUCAGCUCCUGGGGCAAGAAGUACCACCCCAAGAUCUGGAACGGAUGGGGUGACGCUCCCGGCCAAGUCUACCGCCGUGAGGCUGAUCCUGCCUUCUCUUCAUGGGGCAAGAAGUACCACCCUCACAUCUGGAACGGCUGGGGUGACGCCCCCGGACAGGUCUACCGCCGUGAGGCCGACCCUGCUUUCUCAUCUUGGGGAAAGAAGUACCACCCUAAAAUCUGGAACGGAUGGGGUGAUGCUCCUGGCCAGGUCUACCGUCGUGAUGCCGCUGCUACUAGCACCGCAUCUGCUUCCACCACUGGUGCUGCUCAGCCCGCCGAGACUGGCAGCUCUGAGGAGGAAGAGGAGAUGGAGUACUACGCCAGCUUGCAGCGCCGUGACCCUGCAUUCAGCUCUUGGGGCAAGAAGUACCACCCUAAGAUCUGGAACGGAUGGGGUGACGCUCCUGGUCAAGUCUACUAG
Aureobasidium pullulans EXF-150 is the source of this 678-nucleotide messenger RNA. RefSeq lists its product as uncharacterized. The coding region runs from base 1 to 678 and encodes 225 amino acids. The record is from RefSeq and is a predicted model, not a curated record. The transcript has a single exon. NCBI's taxonomy places the organism in Eukaryota, Fungi, Ascomycota, Dothideomycetes, Dothideales, Saccotheciaceae.